Blepharisma stoltei is the source of this 264-nucleotide messenger RNA. Lineage: Eukaryota; Ciliophora; Heterotrichea; Heterotrichida; Blepharismidae. The record is from the annotation of a GenBank genome assembly.
AUGGUAGAUUUUGUUUGCUCUGAGCCCUAUUGCGAAGACCUACCAGAAUUUGUGUGCAUUUGCUCAGGUCUUAAAACAUUUUGAUGUGGAGUUCAUCUUCCAGCUCAUCUAGUUACCUCAAAGAAGCAGCAUAAUGUUGAAUUGAUUUCUAAAUCACCUUCUAUGGCAAAUCAAAGUCUCCCAGUUUCUUCAAAACCUCAGCAUAAAUCUGAAUUAAUUACUAACUCGCUUUCUAUAGCAAAUCAAAGUCUUCCAGUUUCUUAA